CAAGGUUCAAAUACUCUGCUUCCUUCCGUGUUUAAAGAACCAACGAAAUAAAAAAUCAAUAUGUCUGCAUUAAGAAGCGUAGUACUACUACCAUUUACAGCGGGAAGAGUCAUUGGUCGACACGGUAGAAAAUCUCAACACGAUGGAAGCCUAUCAUCUGUUGUCAUGCUAACAGUCAUUUUUGCUCUUACAUCAGCCAACAUAGUAGUGACUGUGUAUGAACCAAUAGAACCAAAAGGAUCAUUCGAUAUGACUUAUAUCUUGUUAAUGUCACUACAAAGUUUGGGCCUUCUUUCUUGUAUUUGUCUUCCAAUUUUACUCAAAACCAAGAUAAUAAUUUCAGAAAAACAGGAAGUUAAACCAGCAAUUAAAAUUAGACUCUUUUUUCUGUGUAUUUUUGCUUUUGGAGGAUUAUUUCACAUAUCGACACACCUGGCAUGCAAUAUGUCUGGAUUUAUGAUACGCCACAAUCAUUUCUUCAAGUCAGAAAUUAUUUGUGAUAUUUUAGGUAUUUUAUAUUAUCCCGUACAAACAGUUGUUGUAGUCGUUUUGGUUCAAUAUCAACUUAAACCGUCAGUUCUUGUUCAUUAUUUACUCAUUUUCCAAAUAGGAACAUACAUUUCCUUUUGGAAUUAUUACUUGCUUCAAGGUCUUCGUGCGCCUUCAAAGGAAGGAUUGAGCAUACAUGAAAAUUGUGGAAACAACACAGAUAUAAUUGAAUUGUUUAAUUCGACAGAACCAUUUCUUGCACCUACUGUUAUAGCAUUUACUUUGAUGGUGGUUUUAUUACUGGCUUCAACGUGGCCUGUAACUACCCUUCUACAGGCGUUACCGAUUAGCCAAUUAUCGGUAGACAACAACGAAGAAACCCAACUGAUUGUAGAAAGAUCACCUGAAAAUAUGCCAACGGGAUGCCGGGAGAUUUCUAAAAAAUCUAGUUUUGCAUUUCUUUGUGGAAUUUUCAUCAAUAUUCCAUUGUUGAUUUUUACAUGUCUAUAUGAUGUACAUUCAACUGACGAAAUAAAACUACCGUUUUAUAUAAUCGCACUUAUUUCCAAAAUCAUCCUGUUUGUAGCUAUUUCAAGAGGAUACAUGUUAAUUCCGAAAGAUUGCAAGGUUUUGCUUAGCCGCGUCAAAAUUAUCGCUAUUGCAAACUGUCUUCUAAUUUUUGGAUUAUGGGGAAUGGUUUUCUUCGAAUGUCUGAAUUUUAUCAGCGUUUAUAAUGAAGACUGGACCGAGGUUAAACUGGUAUAUUUACUGCAGAAUAUAUUAGCGUCAUUGACGGCUUUGCAGUUAACUAUAUUUCUACUACAAAUGAAGCAUUACGAAAAACGAAGACGUCCACUGGCUUGGUCGUCAAUAGAAAUGAACUGUAUUUUCCUUGUGGGAUUUUUACUGGUUUACUGGAUUAUUGAUACUUUUAUUGCAUCACAUAACCUUAUAUCAACUACAGAUACAGCAACCGAGAAUUCAAUUUUAACAGUAAUGGGACGUAUUGUUUUCCCGUUUGUUUUAUUUUUUAGAUUUCAGUGUAUUUUGCAGCUCUAUGAGAUUUAUAAGAUUUUUGGAACCUGAUCAUUCUUUAAUAGGGCCCGGAUCAAGGAUGAUGCAGCCCUAUAGUUUUCACUUUGUCUGUCUGUUUGUCUGUCUGUCCGUCCACAAUUUUUGUAACCACAAAACUCUAAAAGUAUAGAUAAGAGGCCAAUGGAAUUUUGCACAGUUGUUGUGCAUCAUAUGUUGAUUUUGGUGAAACUCGGCUCAUUAAUUUAGGUAAAAUCUUCGUUUUUGUUAAAUAAUCACAAAUUCUGGGACAUGUCUUCUUAUAAUAGGAUUUUAACAAAGCCUGAUAUAUACCGGUAUAGGUGUAUCAAAAUGCAUUCAAAAUUGCGUUCUUAAGCCAAAAUGGUGUUCAAGACUUAGAUUUUCUUAAAAAAUGAUAAAUUCUGAGAAACAUAUUUCUUGCUAGGAUUUAAAUGAAAAAGGUAUCAUGUGCUAUUACGAAAUGAUUAUGUGUGUCAAAAUUAUUGGUUGCCCAUCAUUUACGAAAAUGCCCACCAAAAUACAUGUCAUAUUGGUUGGAUUUUAAGUAAACCUAUAUUAAUAGAGAACACAUCCUGAAUUAUUUGCUGGUGUCAAAGUUUAUGAAAAUAGACAACCUAUACACUUGUUUGUAUGCAUCAGUCUCUUUGCCUCACAUAAAAAUGUGCAAGCGGGGCCCUUGUCGACAUGUUAGUUUUUUCCAGUUUUCACCAAUAAAGCUAAUAUUUGUAAAUAUGAAAUUUUAUUUCCUGCUGUAUAUACAUGUAUCCUUGCAAUUUUUUUUAAUUUUAGUAGCAAUGAUACCAUUUAGGGGAAUAAGCACUACAUUUUGUAUACUUGUAUUUUAGUUGUGUUGGCUGCUAUGUCUGAAGGUGUUUUAGAUGAUCAACCGUAAUUCAUGUAAGCAUUCUUAGACUAUCAUAAAUACAUCGUAUAUGAAACAAAAUUCAAAUGUGCCACUUAAAGUUUCACGGAAUAGUUCUUUCCCUAUUUCACUUUUUACACGCCAUUUAUUGACUUGUAUCAAUGUAUAAUACCGUUUGUCCAUUCAUACGUCGAACAAUAGCUCGAGAGCGAUUUGGUCAUUAACACCGUAUACAACUGACCCUUUUUUGAAACCCGAAGGAUACGACCCUUUACCACUGUUUACUUGAAGGGCGUGUCAAUCUCUGUAUGCAUUCCAUUUUAUUUUCUCAAAAUUCUUAAAUUUGAUAUAAGUCCUGUUUUACAUCCUUAGUCUAAAUGAACAGAUGUAGCAAUUCGAUGUAAUAUUUUUUUUUGGUUUAAAUAACAAAAAAUGCACGAUAUUUUGUAAAAAGUGAAUGUAUAAAUUUUUUCUCAAUAAAUAUGAGCAAAA
Molecule: messenger RNA, 2896 nt
Organism: Mytilus californianus (California mussel)
Lineage: Eukaryota; Metazoa; Mollusca; Bivalvia; Mytilida; Mytilidae
Exons: 2
Coding region: 61-1575 (504 amino acids)
Source: RefSeq, a predicted model, not a curated record